CAUUUGUCCUAGACAGUCUCCUCAGGAAGCCGACGAGAGGCAACUGGAUUCCUAGAGCGUCCCUCCCUUGCAGACAUACACCUGCAGACAGGGAAGGGAGCAGAGAAAGGUCGUGGGAUUCCCAGGACACAAAGAGAGAGAGAGAGGGCCGUUGCCCAUUCAUUUCUGUUCCUUUCCAGGAGAUGGACGUGGAAGACUGAAGUUGAAAACAUCUGGACAACAUGGAGGUCUGGAGUCGAAAGGAAGUCCCGGGAAGAACAGCCCAGAUGAACCCUGAUGGGGACUCUCCCAGUUCCGCUGUCCAACGCCGGCAUUUCGGGAGGUUCGGCAGCCAGGAGGGUCCGAGGCUCCCAACACGCCCUGUGAGAGCUCGGGGCAGGCCCAGGAAGUGCCUCAACGGGUCUUCAGAAUGGAUCACCUCCGAGUCAGUCCGCCCAAGACGGAGGCCUCUCCUCCUGAAGAAGACGGAGGAAAAGGGAGCAAGAGCCGGUGUCCCAGACCCUGGAAAUCAUCUGAGAAUACAUUGUCCUUCAUCUCUUCUGCCUGGAGGAAUGGAGACGAGGUCCAUGAAGCCAGAGCAGGUUGCAGAGGCUCUGGAGGAGCUGGCUGUGGAUUUCUCGGAGGAGGAGUGGGCUCUGCUGGAUCCUGGCCAAAGGGCUCUGCACACGGAAGUCAUGAAGGAGAUUUUGACCCAUGCGGCAUCUCUGAGUAAGAGAAAUGCUCUGUCAUCCAUAGGAUCAGCCUUGGUGAAUAGAUUUUUGUGACUGAAUUCUGCUCACAUCCUUCUCUGUGAAGUAAAGUGAAGAAGACUUAGGCGUUUUGGUUGUGUCAGGACUGUGUGAUGGACAAUUCAUUGGCUAAAAACUAGUCAGUAGAGAUUUUAAAGGAACCACACUCUUCUGGCCAUUUAAAGGAAACUUAAACUUUUGAGAGCCAACUUAAGACCUCACUCUUUAGGCCGGCUUUCCCUCCUCUCAUCGCUUGAUUAUUUUUUCCCCAUCUUGUAUUACUGUUGUUUUUUCUUUUAUUAUACUGUUUUU
Pogona vitticeps (central bearded dragon) is the source of this 1040-nucleotide messenger RNA. Lineage: Eukaryota; Metazoa; Chordata; Lepidosauria; Squamata; Agamidae. The record is from RefSeq and is a predicted model, not a curated record.